Molecule: messenger RNA, 600 nt
Organism: Priceomyces carsonii
Lineage: Eukaryota; Fungi; Ascomycota; Pichiomycetes; Serinales; Debaryomycetaceae
Exons: 1
Coding region: 1-600 (199 amino acids)
Source: RefSeq, a predicted model, not a curated record
AUGGCUGAAGAAGCAUCUGAACAAUCUAAGCAGUAUCCAGACUCUAGAUUCAAAUGGCCAACUCCGUUUGUGAAUUUCGCCAAUGCUAGUGCAUAUCCACCAUGGAAGCCAGUUGAUACAAAGAAAGAAACAACACAGGUUUUCAAAUUCACGUUUUAUUCAACUGUAGGAGCUUAUGCAUGGUUAGCAUUAUGGAAAAGAACUACAUUUAAGCUAGGCUUACCCCUUACAGUCGUUGGUUUUACUACCAUUGCGACUGCUACAAAAGGUGUUGUUACCAAUAUAAGAGAAAAGAAUGAUGCAUGGAAUACAUUUUGGGCAGUUGGUACUGGUAACUUGGCCUGUUUGACCGUCGGGUUCAGAAGUAUGCCCGCCAGACACAAAGUCUUAACAGGUAUCUCCGGAGCUAUUGUGACUGCACUUUUAGACCAUGCCUAUUGGGCUCAAUCUCCAAGUUUUGGAGGCAGAGAUACGAAACACGUUAAGGCAAAUACAGAUCAGGAAUUGGAAAAGCAACAGUUUUGGGAUGUUUGGAGAAGAAGGCCGUUGUCUCAGACCGUCGAAGAGUUAGGAGCUGGUCGUGGCAUAUUCAAGCCCUGA